AUGACAGCUUUACAGAAUCUGGACACACUCCCAUUUGAUGUGUUUUACCAGAUCGCGACCUCGCUGGACGAUCGUGAUUUUGUGAGCCUCAGUUGCACUAAUCGUGCUCUCUAUUCUUUGUCACAAAGUGAACAGAUCGCACGCAAAAUUCUGGAGAAUGUUUUACUCUACAGUAAAGAAGGUCAGGCUGCUCUGGCAGCCCAGUCUGAUUUUCGCAAGGCCGUCGGGCAUCGGCUUGCUAUCCACGAGUCCGUCGCUACGGCAGAUCCGUACUCGGUGGUCUGCGUAGGUUACGGGGCUGAAUUUAUCUACAACCAAGGCUACUUGUGUUACCGUUCUGACCAUUGGAUUCGGUUGCUGUAUGUGCACGGUCCCGCGUUUAGGGAGCGUGUCAUGGACCUCCGCGAUGUAAUCCCUCGACUGCUGGAAACUGGUCCCGUGGAGCCGGAUGCAGCAGAUCGGGUUACUCUUUUGAGUUACAGUGAUGAUAUUCUCGUGUUCCGAGUGGCCGAGAUGAACGCGACCGAGGACGCGUUGCUCGUGGUCAACAUGGCGUGGCGGGAAACCAACCAGGGACGGAGACGUUUUCUGCUCCGGGAGGCAAUUCCAGCAUCCGCACCGGUUUUUGUACGACACAGCGGAUCCUACAUCUGGUAUGGCACUUUUACGGCCGCCGAUGGUUCGGAUGGUGUAUGGUCUAUCACUGGCGUAGAUCUCGAAUCGUAUGAAUCUAUUAACUUCCUGCUUGACCGAGUGGUCGAUGGCGAUCUUGGCCAAACACUAUGUUUUGAGAUACAUGAUGAGCAUCUCUACGCAGUUUCGACGCAGGUUGCUUCAGAUGACGAUGAAGUACACUCCUCUUUCUACCAUUGGUUCUGUCAUGCCCCUCGCGAAGAUGGCCGAAAAUGGAACGGUCGCUUCUGGCGUCGAGAGCAUCAAGAAGGCCCCAUCAAUGAGAUGUGGACUGAUCUUUCAAUCCGUAAGGAUGAAACGACUGGCCGACCAGUCAUACUAGAAUGCCGCCGUGAGUGGCGGGACGGCAAGAGCGAAAACCAUCGUACAUAUUACACACAGCGACUUCCCACACCGGAAGAAGCUCUAGCGCCCCUUUCAGGGGGUAUCAGCGAAACUCCAUCCUGGGUGUCUAUGGAUGAUGAUCUGGAGAACGACCACCCUUACGAUGAGCGACCUACAAAGAGGUUGCGGCGGAAUUACCAUGCCGAGUACGAGUCUGGCUCUACGAAGCGGCAGGAGUUCAUCCCAGCUCGCACUAAACAUAGGAGUUACCAUCUCGGUGCAUCUACCUUUGUGGACAUUGUCAAUGACCCUGCCGGUAAUAAUUUACGGUCUCGGGAUCGGAUACGGCUCCGUACGGUGUCGCGCAAGCGCAAAAGUCCCAUUGACGAGGAGGGAAUCGAAGGACCUUGCAACCGACUGUUCCAGCCUACCCAGAUGGACCAGGAUGGGUAUCCCAUCGAAGGUUCGGAGGAACGCUUCGAGUGUCGUGGCGUGCGCAUGUGGCCUCCAGAUGACGCCCCACCUGCAUUGCAGCAAUUGCUCUGUCCAGGCCCGCGUACUGGAUCUGUGAAAAGUAUUGCAGAUGAACGCUCAAUCGUCUAUUCAAUUGAUGCUCCAGGACUUCCCCCAAACCAACAAGCUCUUAUCCUCAUUAGCUUUGAUCCUCAGUUUCAAAUUCCAACUACGACGUCUCUUCCCACUGUUACCUCUCGUGCAGAUCAUAAGGAUCCCGAGGAACUGUUCUCAAAAACGCUGAAGCCACUACCUCCAUAUUCUCCUUCAAAUAACUUGGUAGAAGAAGCGCCGCCCUUUUACAUGGGUAUCAAUCGCGGGUACUAUCUGCGUGGAAUAAGGGAUCGAUUUUGGAAGAAGGACGUGGCAUAA
This is a messenger RNA of Penicillium vulpinum, 1902 nucleotides long. RefSeq names its product F-box domain protein (gene fbx15). The transcript is spliced from 2 exons. NCBI's taxonomy places the organism in Eukaryota, Fungi, Ascomycota, Eurotiomycetes, Eurotiales, Aspergillaceae. Bases 1 to 1902 code for a protein of 633 amino acids. The record is from RefSeq and is a predicted model, not a curated record. Gene Ontology annotation, molecular function: protein binding.